Messenger RNA from Pogonomyrmex barbatus (red harvester ant), 2660 nucleotides. RefSeq names its product N-acetylglucosamine kinase (gene Nagk). The record is from RefSeq and is a predicted model, not a curated record. Gene Ontology annotation, molecular function: N-acetylglucosamine kinase activity. NCBI's taxonomy places the organism in Eukaryota, Metazoa, Arthropoda, Insecta, Hymenoptera, Formicidae.
AGUGCGAGCGAAACGGAGCGGCAACGACAACCCGGCAGUGACGGGAACAGUGUCGCGCAGUGCGGUCGAUCGAUCGUGUUUCGUUUCUCCGGCGAGGAAACGAUCAGCGAUCUGUCGCUCUUGCCGAUUCCCAGCUGGAUCGCGUCACUACGUUUUAGAACACGCAAAUUCCUCGCGGAAUUUAUUUUUGGAAAACUCCGGUGGAAAAAGAUGUUUUUCAUCACUGGCACACGUGUCAGAACACGUUGAACACAUUUUUUUCACUCUCAGCCUGUUUCUCAGGCUGUUCGGACUCCCGGCGCCGAAGGACGGCAAGAGUUUUGUAUUUAUCAAUUUCGGAAUUAGCCGUCGCAAGCACGUGUGGCUGACUCGUCGAAAUUCACUCGUCGGAACGCAGAAUUUCGCGCGAAAAAGGGAGACGGGUAAAAGAAGAAACGGCUAUCAAUUCAGCAUUAGCGCGUUCAGAAUUCGCGCUUGGACCUAUCGUCCAAUAUGCUGUGCAUAGCUAAUGUCAUCCGCAAAUAUGGACCGAAAAAUCAAAAGAAAAGGGACAAGAAGGUGAAAAAGCGGGAGAAAAAACCGGAGACGGUCGUGGAUGAGCAUCAGUUACGCAGAGACCAGAGGAAGCAGAUGAAGAUGACCGAGCCCGCAAAGUUGGUACAAGAAGCUGCGAUGCCCACGCAGGACAAGCCACAAUAUUCCGAGGAUAUUAGAAUCGGCGGUAUUGAAGGGGGCGGUACGCACUCGACACUCGUAAUACUCGACGGAAAAGGUGCGAGGCUAAUAGAAGUUAAAGGACCGAACACUAAUCAUUGGGCAAUUGGGAUAGAUGAGACAGCUGCUAGACUUAGCGCAAUGAUUGAGAAGGGUAAACAAGAACUAGAUAUACCAGAAACUGUUCCUUUAGAUUGUGUAGGACUUACUCUAAGUGGUUGCGAAGAGGAAACCACAAAUCGUCAACUCAUAGAAACUUUGUUACAAAAGUAUCCAAAUUCUGCCAAGGAUUAUAUAAUUAGUUCAGAUACUCUUGGCAGCCUCAGAACUGGUUUGCAAUCUGGUGGGAUCGUGUUGAUUGCCGGAACUGGUAGCAAUGCUUUGUUGAUUAAUCCAGACGGAACGACUCAUGGCUGCGGGGGAUGGGGACACAUGAUGGGCGACGAAGGAGGAGCUUAUUGGAUUGCCUAUCGUGCCUGCAAAUAUGUAUUUGAUGAUAUCGAUGGUUUUGUGGAAGCACCCGAACCAAUAAGUUAUGUAUGGCCAGCAAUGAGAAAUUACUUCAGCGUGACUGAUAGAAACGGCAUUUUACCAUAUUUAUAUGCGAAAUUCGACAAGAGUACCAUCGCUGGUUUUGCCAAGGAAGUCGCAGAUGGCUGUGAGAAGAACGAUCCACUGUGCCUGAAAAUCUUCGAAGAAGCUGGACAACUUCUGGCAAAGCAUAUUAUCGCCGUUUCAAGAAAGGCGCAUAACGAUCUCAAACUAGCUCACGGUGGCUUGAAAGUGAUCUGCGUUGGAUCCGUGUGGAAAUCAUGGAAAUUCAUGAAAAAGGGUUUUGUGAACGAAAUUCACGAUAGGCGAGUCGUGGAUGAAUUGAGUUUGCUACGUUUGACGACAACAUCGGCGCUCGGCGCCUGCUAUCUCGCUGCAGAGAAAAUUGAUUGUCCGUUCGUUAAGCCGUAUGACAGCAAUGUCGAAAUCUUUUUCCAUUACAAGCGCGAUAAUUAUCCGGAAACGCAAAAGAUAGAACAUCCAAUCGAAUUAAAAAAUCAGACAUCUGUUUGUAACAAUGUUCAUGAAAACGGGGAGAGUACAUGAUAAAAUGAUAAAUAAAUAAACUUUAAAAACCAAGCUUUUUUUUAAUUGACGCUGAAAGUUUAUUAUAAACAUCACGUUGUGAAAGAAAAUAAAUGGAUUAUCUGGAAUGAAUAAUUAUCAAUCGGAAAGAUCUAAGUUCCUGAUUAAAGCGAUUGUGAAAAGUGCAAUAGAUUUAAAUGUACAAAUAACAAGCACAAAUCUGUAAAAUCUGUAAAAAUAAAAACAAUCAAUUUUGUAAAAAUUACAUCUUUGUAAAUAUCGAUUUAAUAUGUAUAUAAAUUUUUACAAGAUCGAAGGCAAUAAAAUCUUUUUAAAAAUUGCGCUAGUGGAGAGUAAUGUAUUUUAGCAUAUCGAUAUCCCUCAAAUUUUGAAAGAAAGAUAAACAAGGGAAUAAAGAAUCGAAGCAAUAUUUCGUAGCAUAAUCGAGGAUCAUGGAUUUUGUUUCCUGAGUAUAGCAUCAAAUUUCACAGAUAAAAGAAUGGGACUGAAAGCUAUUUGUAACACGGCAUGGGGCUGCCUAUGGUGGUUUCUUUGUCUGGCCAUUAGAAUUAUAUUGUAUUUGCUCCUGUCUAUCUUCAGCUUGAUAUUCUUCGCGGGCUGUAUCGGCGCGAUAGUAAUCCUCAUUUUGUACGCUUUUGGUUUCUUAACGUACGAACGCAGAUGAUUAAGGGACCUGACGACGUGUCGUAAUUGGUUGCAAGUGAUGUAAUGUAAUUAUCUCAUCAUAAAUUGAAUAUAAAUAUGUAAUAUGAAACAAAUCUUGUUUGCGUCUGAAGAAACUUAUCGUAAAAUUACGUGGCAACAUAUUUUUGAAAAAUAUAUUUGUAUCAGGUUAUAUUAUAUCACAA